AUGCUCUUCUAUCUCACUACGUUACGUGUGUCUAACGUGCUUUCGGAGCAAGCACCGACGACACCCGUUACCGGUGAAGGCCAAACGACACCGACCCAAACCCAAAUGUCAGCCUUUGAAAGGGUGGUCGAGACUUGGAAUAGCAAUGAAUAUAGUUGUCGAAACUAUAUUCUUGAUGCUUUGGAUGACUCCCUAUAUGAUAUAUACUCUACUUUUAACUCGGCAAGAGAAAUAUGGGAGUCAUUGGAAACCAAGUACAAGACCGAAGUGGCAUGUUCUAAAAGAUUUGUGGUCGGGAAGUUCCUGAACUUCAAGAUGAGCGAUGCAAAAUCUGUUGUGAAACAAGUGGAAGAACUACAAGUCCUUGUUCAUGAACUCGACACCGAAGGUAUGGGCAUCAAUCUGAACUUUCUUGUUGGUUCGAUAAUUGAAAAUUUGCCUCCUUCAUGGAGAGAUUUCAAACUAUAUUUGAAACAUCUAACCGAGGACAUGUCUUUUGAUCAAUUGGUUCUCAAACUACGAGUUGAGGAAGACAAUAGGAAGAGUGAGAAGACGGACGGAAGUUCAAUAGACCCAAACGCAAAUUUCGUUGUAGGAAACACUUCAAAACCAAAAUUUCAGAAGUUCAAGGGAAAAGGUAUCGCUAAACCUUCUCCCUCAAACAUGAAAAGCCCUCUCCAAGCCCACAAAAAGCCAUUCAAAAGGCAAAUGACUACUUGUUAG
Cynara cardunculus var. scolymus (artichoke) is the source of this 723-nucleotide messenger RNA. RefSeq lists its product as uncharacterized. The transcript has a single exon. NCBI's taxonomy places the organism in Eukaryota, Viridiplantae, Streptophyta, Magnoliopsida, Asterales, Asteraceae. The record is from RefSeq and is a predicted model, not a curated record. Bases 1 to 723 code for a protein of 240 amino acids.